Molecule: messenger RNA, 2990 nt
Organism: Chara braunii
Lineage: Eukaryota; Viridiplantae; Streptophyta; Charophyceae; Charales; Characeae
Source: the annotation of a GenBank genome assembly
UCGCGCACUCCUCGCCCUCCAGGUCGUUGUGUAUGACGGAUAUGCGCGUCAUCCUUGCACAGGGGCCAUGCUAAUCUUCUCUGUACCGUUCCAAUUUUAACCGAUGUCCCGACGGACGUAUGACGGCUAUGCACUGAACUCCCCCGAAUAUUUUCGCUGGCGACAGCAACGCUUGCUCUAAGUCCUGGGGGCGAUUACUGUCUUUGCCAGGCCCGGGGAGGAUCUAGCGGUCACGGUCACGGUCACAGUCACGGUCACGGUGAGGAGGAGGAGGAGGAGGUAGGUCGGCUUCCAGUUCCAGUGGCAGCCUGGCAGGGGGAAGGAAGAGCGAACAGGGCAGGCAACUGAUGACAGAGAGGAAAAGAAAGACUAAAUUGGGAGAGAAGAGGAAGGCGGCAACAGGGAGGGAGCGGUACUGGAAUGAGGAAAUGAGGAGAUGAGAGGCUGUCACAUACCAGGUAGAAGGCAGAAACUAGAGGUAGCGCAUAUGUAAAAUUCGUUAGUGUGUAUAGGAUCCAGGCUAGAGCGGAGCAGUGCUAGCAGUGGGGCCACGUGGCAGCCAAGCGGGGAGCUGCCGGAGAAGGUUGACAUGUAAUUCUAAGGUAGAAUGUUGAGGUAGGUGCGGAAGAGCGGGAGAAGUUCAGAAGCGCGGGAGAGGUAGAGUGAAAAGUAGAGCGGCGGAAUGUUGAGAUAGGUCCAAAAGAACGGGAGAGGUGCAGAAGAGCGGGAGAGGUGCAGAAGAGCGGGAAAUGCAGAGUGAAUAGUAGAGCGGCAGAAGGUGGAGGAGGUGCAGAAGGGCGGGAAGUGAAAAGUACAGCGGCAAAAGCGCGGGAAAGGCGGAGAGAAGUGGAGCUGCAAACGAGCGGGAAACGCAUAGCGAGUGAAAAAAUCGCGCGGCAGAAAAGGCGGACGCAGUGCAGAAGAGCGGGGGAAGGCAGAGAGAGAUUGGAAAAUAUCGUGCGGCAAAAGCGCGGGAAAGGCAGAGUGAAAAGAAGAGCCGCAAAAGAGCGGGAAAAAAGGCAUAGCAACUGAAAAAUCGCGCUAGCUGCAGAAGGUGGAGGAGUUUGCAGACGAGCGGGGAAAGGCAAAGAAGCGAGUGAAAAGUAAUCGAUCGCGCGGCAGGACGGCGGAGGAGGAAGUGGCAGAAGAGCGGGGUAGGCAUAGAAGAGAGUGAAAAAUCGAGCGGGGGCUAGGUCCCACUUACACGAACUAAGUGAUAUUGACCGUGGAUAGCAAGGAUCAACGGUCAGAAUCUCUUAAUCCGUGCAAGUGGGACCUUGCCCCCGGGAGAAGUGGAAAAUCGAGCGGGAGAAGUGACAAAUCGAGCGGGAGAAGGAGCGAGGAAGUGCAGAAGAAUGGUCUAUUUGCAGGGAAUAUGGUUUGACAUGCAGGUGCUGUCAUCGAUAUGGUUCAGAAGAAUAAAGGGGGACACGCACAAGGAGCGAUUGGAGUCGUUCUAUGGUCCGCAGGCGCAAGCGUACGACCAUUUUCGCGGCAAUUUUCUGCACGGUCGCCGACCGUUGUUGUCAGCUUGCGCCUCCCGGCUGCAGCAGGAACGAGGGGAGACACGUGGGGAGGACUUGGUAUGGGUCGAUCUCGGCGGAGGGACGGCGGAGAAUGUGGAGAUCAUGUCCGACUACAUGGACCUGCAAUUGUUCAGCAAGAUCAUAAUAGUGGACAUGUGCGGCGCGCUGUGCGAGGUUGCGCGGCAACGAGUGGCGUCCAAAGGCUGGCGAAAUGUGGAGGUGGUGGAGGGGGAUGCCUGCGAGUUCUCCCCUCCUCCCAACGUUAAGGCCAAGCUAGUCACCUUCUCCUAUUCCCUGUCAAUGAUCCCUCCCUUCAUGAAAGCUGUGGACAAGGCACUCUCGUAUCUUGAUCAGAAGGAGGGGCUGCUCGGGGUGGCAGAUUUCUACACGUCGUCGAAGUACGACCUCAGGCCGCGCCAGCAUGGCAUGAUGACUCGCUGGUUCUGGAGAAUCAUUUUCGACUUAGAUAACAUCGAUGUGGGACCGGAACGACGCCAGUUCCUUGAUCUUCGACUUCGUCGAAUAGCAGAAAUCAACAGCGUGGGGUCCAUACCUUAUGUGCCCUUGCUGAGAGCGCCCUACUAUAUGUGGAUUGGCCAACCCCGGACUACGGAGCGAGCAGAUAAUGAUUAAUCAAUCAACCAUCUGCUGCAGGCACGGAGUCGGAGUGGGCUUUGCCCUGCCCUUGUAGAGUCGCAUAGCAUGCCGCAGUGGAAGCAAGCUGCGCGUUAGCCUCUUACUGCUUGGUAGCAUUUGUAGUAGACUGCAGAUGUACUCGGUGCAAAAGCCUUGCGACUACAUCUGCAGUGGAUUGUUGCUCUGGUGCAUAAUCCUUGGUACUUAGUAGUACAUUUAUUGUAGAUUAUUGCACGGGUUGCUUGCUAAUCACCCUGAUUGUGGAACUAUAGAUGAUUAAUCUGCUGCACACUCUUACUACUUGGCAGCACAUUUGCAGUAGAUUAUGUUGUGCUGGUUGCGGGUAGGCUUUCUGACUGUGGAAGCAGAGAUGAGCAAUCUGUUGGACACACAGAGUGAGCACUGACCUUGUAGUAGCAGACCCCCUUGGAAGCAAGCUGCAUAAGCCUUAACAUAAUAAUUUCCAGUAGUUUGAAUUGGUUCCACAGAGUUUGCACUGGGUCUCUGGUUCACUGGUGGUUCACUAGUGGUACACUGAUGUUUCACUGAUGGUUCAUUGGUGGUUCACUGGUUUACUGGUGGGACAAUGGUUCACUGAGGUAAAAAAAUGUAGUAGUUUGCACUGGCUCACUGUUUGCUAAUUUCCUAACCUCUACGUGACUUGUGAUACCAUGGGUUUCGACGUAGUUUUUUUUUUGGUUGAAAAUAAAAAUAAAAAUUGCUGCCGUGUAUUCCUGGGAGCAGUAUGCUGAUUCUUUGCCAGAAAGUUCUUUAUUAGAAAGUUCUUCAUGUAAAGGGAAAAGAAAAGAAUGAAAACAAUGUACGUUG